AUGGCGAAGAACUCGUCCACCUCCUCAUCUUUCGUCGUCGCCAUCUUGAUCACACGGUUCGCACCGUUGUCAUCCUCACGUGCCUUCCUUCUUUUUCCGUUCAAUUCUCCGUCAUCUGUCAAUUUUCUUAAGCAUCUCUUACAAAGGGUUGAAAUUUUCUGGUGUACUAAAAGGGGAUGGCUUUUAAGCUUUUUAAAGCCAAAUAUUUUGCGCAAUUAUUCCUUUUUGGAAAUGCAGUUGGGAUCUAAUCCUUCUUUGUCUUGGCGUAGUAUCUGGUCUACUCAGUCUCUCAUUGCUGCUGGAUCCAAAUGGAUUGUGGAGAAUGGGUUAUCUAUUAAUAUCUGGAAUGAUCGCCGGGUCCCUGGUGAUUUUGGUAAACUAGUUCGACCUCUUCGUGUGGGGCUCCCUGAUCUAGUAGUGGAGUUAUUCGAUUCUCGACGGACUGGUUGGAAUGUGGACUGGCUUAAAUUUUUAUUUCCACCUCCUAUUGUAGCCGCUAUUCUUCGGUGUCUUUUCAGUUUCUUUUCCAAGGAAGAUCGAUUGGGGUGGGAUGGUGAGCCUAAUGUUUGCCAACUUCUCAAGGUUCGCGAGAUGGUUAUUGAUGUUGUGUGCCCCAGGUGUGGUAUUGAGGAGGAAUCUUUAGAACAUAUGUUUUUCCUUUGUCCUCAUUCUCUACAAAUUUGGAAAUUAUUGCCUUUAAGGUUUGAUUUCUCAAUGAUGCAGCCUUCAUCUUUUGCAGCUUGGUGGAUGAACUUACAGAGAAUGUCGGUGUCGAAAGAUGAGAAUCAGGCUGUUCUAGGUUUGGUGGCCUUCUGUUGUUGGGGUAUUUGGAAGGCUCGGAAUAAGUUUGUUUUUGAUAGAAAGCUUUUUGCUCUGUCUAAGGUGAUUUCGUUGGCUUGUUAUUCCUUUUGGGAGUUUAAGGAAGCUUCUACUUCGACCGGUCCUACUUUGCAUUUUGCUCCGGACGGGUCUUGGUCUGCUUCACAACCCUCUCUUUCCCCGUCUAUUUGGGUUCCUCCAACAGAGAGUAUUAUUAAAUGUAAUGUGGAUGUUUCUUUUUCAUCUGUUGCCCAGGUUGGAGGUGGGGGUGCUGUUUUUAGGGAUUCUAAGGGAACUGUUUUACAGGCAAUGGUUUUUUCUUCCUUCUAUGUUUCUUCUGCUACUUUGGCUGAGGCUUUAUGUUUGCGUAAAACAGUUCUAUGGGCUUUAACUUCAUCUUAUGUCCAGGUGUGGUUUGAAAGGGAUUCAAUGUUGCUGGUUCAGGCAGUUAAUGGAAGUGAUUGUGGUCCGGUUGAAAUUCAGUCUGUAUCUUUCGAUGUUAGAGUGGCUCUUCGGCGAUUCUCCUUUUCUCGACUUAGCCAUGUGCUUAAACAUGGUAAUAGGGUCGCCCAUGCUCUUGCCCAGCUUUCACGUCACCAAAUAACUCACGAUACUACUCUGGUUCAUAUUCCUGUUGAUAUUCUUGUCCUAGCAGCCCAAGAUUGUGGUUUUUGA
Molecule: messenger RNA, 1494 nt
Organism: Cornus florida
Lineage: Eukaryota; Viridiplantae; Streptophyta; Magnoliopsida; Cornales; Cornaceae
Exons: 3
Coding region: 1-1494 (497 amino acids)
Molecular function (GO): RNA-DNA hybrid ribonuclease activity; nucleic acid binding
Source: RefSeq, a predicted model, not a curated record